Messenger RNA from Aspergillus tubingensis, 1350 nucleotides. Its product is annotated as F-box protein. The coding region runs from base 1 to 1350 and encodes 449 amino acids. The transcript has a single exon. The record is from RefSeq and is a predicted model, not a curated record. Gene Ontology annotation, molecular function: protein binding. Lineage: Eukaryota; Fungi; Ascomycota; Eurotiomycetes; Eurotiales; Aspergillaceae.
AUGUCCAUCGCCUGUCUUCCCAUUGAGUUGGUGAGGAAAAUCUGCACCUAUCUACAGCUACCAGCCUGGUGUGCGCUUCGACUGACUUGUCGGUCGCUCUACAACAUCACUCUCAAUUCGUUUCGACGCGUCUUCCGCAGCAUCUCCGUCUUGUGCACCUCCGGCGGACUGUGCCAACUCUAUGAGCUUUCCAUGCACGAGGGUAUUCGUCAACAUGUCGAAGAGCUCAGACUUGUCCCGGAGCUAUUCAAUGGUGAAUAUGAAAUGCAUUCCUAUGGUUUCGCAUAUUGGGACUGUAUUCAAUUGGCCUUGAAGAAACAGCGACAGCAGCAGCCUGAGGAGGAGUACUCAGCUUCAGCCCAUGUCUCGCAAUACUAUCAGGAUUUUCACUUCGUCAUGAAAGAUCAUCGACGCAUACUGAAGUCGCCGACUGCCAUCCGCGUUCUCCGACACUGCAUGGGCCGUCUUGUCAACUUAACUACAGUCGGGUUACGAUAUCGCCCUGCCGAAGGAAGUCGUAACUCGAUAUGUCUAGGCUGGCGCAGUCUAACAGACGACCUCGGCUUUCCCCCCAAAUUUCCCCAGGAAUUCCGCCGGCACGAUUGGAUCUCCAGAGAGCAGGAUCGAGCUUUCUGCGUUCUUGUAAGGGCCCUAAUUGGCGGUGGUCGGAAAGUGGAGAAUCUAUCGACAUGUGGUAAACCAUGCUACGGCGUGGCGCUUGCCAGGCUGAAGCUGACUCAAAAAGAAUGGACAUCCUUUGUUUCCCUCAUGAAAGGCUUGUUGAAGUUACACCUUUGUCUGGAGGGAACACAGGAGGGCGACCAUCCAGAACGUCCCCGUGAGCUGUUGACAGCCGUUGGCCCGACUCUCGAGGUACUACGGUAUCAAUUCGACUCCAUCAACGCGUCUUACCCCCCUACAACUUUCCCCAUUCUCGGGAUCUUCCCGGGAAUACAGUUUCCGCGUCUGCGCGAAGUCCGUUUGCAGAAUCUGGUGGCCCCGCCGGAAGCCCUGAUGGAAUUUCUUCGUGCUGUCUCGCCUACCUUGACCGACCUGAUUUUAAAAGGGGUCAGUCUAGCCCAGCCUGACGAUCCGUACGGCCCUUUGCCCCAAGAAGACACCCCAUGGGAGACCAAGCACCGUUGGCAGCAUGCUUUGGAAUGUUUCCGCGAUAAGCUGUCCUUGCACUUCCUUGUAUUGCAGGCCGUUAUGUUUAAGAGUAACGUACUGGAAAUUGAAGAUGAGACAUACACCUGGGGCCCGCCACAUAAUCAGGAUACGGCUGCUUAUAACGUUGCGCGAACCGGCCUUUCCUUCCAGGAUUGGGUGAACCAGCUACGUCUGAAAUGA